CUGGGAGUCCGUGUACUCGCUUUAAGAUAAGCUAUCUACCACGGUAACACCUGUUGUACGGAAGAAGAUAUUGGAGUCGUCGGGGAAAGCUGGCGGCUUUUUACGGUACUCAAUUCCUUCCGGAUGACAUGGAGGUAUCGGCGGAGGGAGAGGCGGAAGAGCGCCGAAAGGAGCAAUGGAAGCUACUGUCCAGCCUGAAGACCACGGUGGAAGGUCUUGUGUCCACCAACAAUCCCAACGUGUGGUCACGUUAUGGUGGCUUGCAACGGCUUCACAAGCACAUGAACAACAUCCUGAGCCAUGGGCUGAAGAAUGAGCAGGUGUACUACAAGCAGAGAGACUACUGGCCGUUUGUGUGGUGUGUUCGCUACAUCAGCCCUCACCUCGCCUCGCAUGUUGAACAGUUCAGUCAUCUGGAGCCGGUACUGAGCAGCGGGAUGCAGAGGGCUGGUGAGAGCUACAAGGCUGAGCGCUGGCUCCUUCACAGCUUACAGAUUCACUUGCUGUCGGCUCAGCUACGACCUCUGCUCCGGCAUCUGGGGCAUACACGAAAAUACUAUAAUGAUGAUGCCUUUCUUCUGAGCGAUCCCCAUGUGACCGCCAUGUUCCAGUGUCUGGAAGCUGUGGAGCAGAAUAACCCCAAACUGCUGGCCCAAGUAGACACUUUCGGGCUCUCCCCUCUGAAGGGCCCACCAUGUAUGGGCCUUUUGAAGAGCCAGAGCCUGUGUCUGUUGCCCGGGGCUGGAGGUGUUUGGAGGAACGCUUACUCUGCUCCCAGAGGAGAAUCUCUAAAUCGCAGACUUACCACCUCCAACUGCUCCCUCAGAGAAGCUGUCGGCACCAGCCACAACUCUGGGGACACUACGGGAGACGGAUCCCAAAACAGCAACAGCACAAACACUACCUCUCCAGCCAGCAGCCUGGGAGCUCCCUGGGUUUGUGUGUCUAGGCGGGGGGAGAGUGAGCGGGGCGUGACACCCCCUCCUGGCUCCACCUCGGUCCCAUGUAUCUCGCUCACAGAGUCCCCCACGUCCACCCCCCUGCAGCCUGAGGCCGAGGGCGACUAUGACGACGGUCCGGAGUACCUGGCUAUUGGUAACCUGGGGCAAUGCAGCCGCUGUGACUCCCAAAGCUCCACCCACAGCAGUGAGCAGUGCAUCUCCCAGGACCAGUCCCUGCAACGGAGUUCCAUAGCUUUGACCCCACCCAGAAGCUCAUCUUUCUCAGAGGGCCAGAGGGAGCUGGGCCGGGGGCCCAGAGGACACACUCGCUCGUUUUCUGACGCGGGGGUCAAUCAGAAACUCAGGAACGGAGGGGGCCACCGAAAAAUCACCAUAAUAAUAGAAGAUCCGGUAGCAGAAUCAGUAGGGGACGAUUGCUGCAUCAAGAACUACAACCCGUUCUCACCUCAGUGUAAAGAUGCCAGCUCUCCCAGUGCCCUGUACAUGGAGUCUCAUGGACCCCAGUACAACAGUGUUCCCGAUGGGAUGUUCAGGAAGCCGUCAGAGGGCCAGAGCCUCAUCAGCUACCUGUCAGAGCAGGACUUUGGCAGCUGUGCUGACCUUGAGAAGGAAAAUGCUCAUUUUAGCAUUUCAGAGUCCCUUAUAGCUGCCAUCGAGCUGAUGAAGUACAACAUGCGGCGUCAGGAGGAGGGCGAGGAGGAGGUAGACAGCGACUGUGAGAUUCAGCAGCUCAAACAGAAGAUCCGCCUGCGCAGGCAGCAGAUCCGACGCAGCCGCCUGCCGCCAUGCGCAGACCCCCAGCACAUUUUGCACUCCACUGACAGCGGAGGCUCCAGGAGGAGCUCUCAGGACUCCUGCCAGGGCCUGUCUGACUCCGGCUCGGCUGAGGAGGUGGAGGAGUGCGAACUACGAGAUGGCUGUGAGGGUCAGUCCCUGCUGGCGGUGUCUCAGAACGGCCUCUCCCCGUCACUCGCCUCCCUCUCCUCAGAUGCAGACAUUAAGCGCAGUGUAAGCUCCAGCGGCAGGUCUCUUCUCAGCUCAGAGUCAAUCUCUCCGUCCUUCCUCCACUCUAACUCUGCUGAGUCGGUAGCCAUGGGUUUACUCAGGCAAUUUGAGGGCAUGCAGCUUCCUGCAGCCUCCGAGCUCGACUGGCUGGUCCCAGAACACGACGCUCCACAGAAGCUGCUGCCCAUCCCUGACUCUCUGCCGAUCUCGCCUGAUGAUGGUGAACACGCAGACAUAUACAAGCUGAGGAUUCGGGUUCGAGGUAACCUGGAGUGGGCGCCGCCCCGACCGCAGAUCAUCUUCAACAUCCAUUCCACCCCAAAGAGGAAGAUGGAUGUGGCUAAACAGAACUACCGCUGCGCCGGCUGUGGUACCCGCAUCGACCCAGAUUAUAUCAAGCGACUGCGGUACUGUGAAUACCUCGGCCGUUACUUCUGCCAGUGCUGCCAUGAGAACGCCCAGGCGGUGGUACCCGGCCGAGUGCUGAGGAAGUGGGACUUCAGCAAGUACUAUGUCAGCAACUUUGCCCGUGACCUGCUGAGCAAGAUCGCUGGAGACCCGCUAUUCAACCCCAAUGACAUCAACAGUGGCCUGUACAAGAAGGUCAAAGCUCUGGAGGCGGUCAGGGUUUUGAGAGUGCAGCUGUUUCACAUGAAAAAUCUCUUCAAGACCUGUCGCUUUGCAAAAGAGGUGCUGGACCAGUUCGACAGCCUCCCAGGUCACCUGACCGAGGACCUUCAUCUCUUCUCCCUCAGUGACCUCACUGCUGUGCGUAACGGGGAACUGGCCCCCCGGAUGAAAGAACUGCUAAAACUGGGCACACUGCACGUAGCUGGCUGUGUGCUGUGUCAGGCCAAGGGCUUCGUGUGCGAGUUCUGCAGCAACGACAAAGACAUCAUCUUCCCCUUCCAGUUGAACAAGUGCCAGCGCUGCGAAGAGUGCCAUGCCUGUUACCAUCGCAACUGUUUCCGGACGGGCAAAGACUGUCCUCGAUGUCAGCGGCUGGCAGAGCGGCGAGAGAGGAUGGCGCGCAAAAACAUGGAGGAACAAGAGGACGAGGGCGGUGGGCCCUAGUGCCCGUAACAGAAAGACACUCUGGGACAAAGGAAGAGCACAAUGCGACCAUGAUUGUAGCGACUGACCGCCUCGCGUUCUGCUCCAGUCCUCUUCCACCUGGGUGACGAGACGGCAAACUAAUGUUCAAUAUCAACAGAUUUCCAGAUGUGCAGAUUUUCUGGCAACAGUGCAUCAGUUGUGUGAAAAGGACCUGAGACUCACUAAACGUUUUGGCACUUUUUUCCAUUGUGGUAAACCCAAUUUAUUUGGGAUUUAACGAGAUCAGAAAACUAUUGUACCCAGGUUUGAUAUUCUUGUUUCUUUCAAUUGCAGCUUUUUUGCAACGGCUUCAGUUGUGGUAAAUAUAUUGGCUACUGGCUUAGCUGACGUUUGUUUUUGUGACUUAAAAUGGCAGGAUCUAUUUAAAAACAAAGCAAGUAAACAAUGUCAUUCUCUUGAAUGUUUUGAUGGAUGUUUCAGCACAGAUACUGUAUUCGAUCAAUCCUGCCCCUUUUUUAUAUUGAGAUUUCUAUUUUAGUUUGUACAUAUUGAAGGUGUUUGACGAAUCCUUUCUCUCCCACGCUCCUACUGUCCCUUUUUAAGCUCUUAAACCACACUUAUGUGCCUCUGGGACCAAUGAACUAAGACUGGAUGAGCACGUGGAGUUACUUCAGAAAGUUGAGUUUAUAUAAGCACUUGAAUUAAGAGUUUCAGUUAGUGAUGCAAAUAUAUGAAACUGCAAAUGCUCCAUUUUUGUGCUGCUGCUGCGAGUGAGUGAGGGAGGUUAUUAGAAAAACGUGUGUGUCUGCUGUAUAUGCAAUCAUGUACAAAAGGUUUGUACCUGCCUAAUCAGCACUUGUUUCUAAUGUUGCAGGUUUUGGAAUAAUAGAGUUGAGUUAAUUGCACUGAGCUGUCUGUUGUUGUUGUAAGGGUUGGUACAUCACUCUUUAGGUGAUGUUCGUUUUAAGAAUAUGAACCUUGAAUGCACUACAUUAAGAAGGGGUUCAGUCCAAAUUAGAGAGCCACAAUUUAAGUCAGUCAUACUCUUAACGUGCAGCAACAUAAUUAUCAAAAUGUAUUAAUGGACUGACAUUCUUCAUACUUAAAAUAUGUCAAGCAAAUAAGUAGCUGGGGCCAGCAGCUGGUUAGCUCACCUAAAACACUGAGGGAUCCACCUGGUUUCUAAAAACACAUGCAAUGCUAAAGCUCAAUAACUGACACAGCAGUUGAACCAAACGGCAUGUUUUCUUUCGCAGAUUGUUUUAUUUGAGUCUUAUCUAGAGGCGAGGGAGAGAAGUAUUCUAGUAUUUCACAGGUAAGAAAUUGUGGAAGUGUGAAAAAAGUAACAUUUUACUGAACAAUGUGUCCUGCACUUAUACUCAUCCAGAACCCACGGAUACAUUUGGGACCCCUUGAUUUUACUACAAGGUUAUGUGAAGCAACAUGUUAAUGGGUCUCCAGUCCAUAUAUACCGUCCUCAUCAGGCUUUAUGUCCUCACGAGGUCAACGCACUCAUGAGAACCCACUUAAAGCAAAACAUGUGAUAUGCACGUCCAUAAGCCCCACAGAUGAGUAUUAGGGAUACGCUGCGCCCACGUCUCAGGCCAUUUAGAAGGAAACACUGACCUCUUCAAUGAAGUGGCCCCUCGACUCAGCAGAUGGUUUGUCCUUGAGCUGUCUUUAACGAGGGGUUUAAAGUGCGCUCCGGAUUAUCCAAAAAUGUAAUUAUGAUUUAUGUUCAUUUGUCUUUGUUCUGUAAUUGACAAUAAAAGACUGGCCAGACUGUU
Pseudoliparis swirei is the source of this 4810-nucleotide messenger RNA. RefSeq names its product rubicon autophagy regulator (gene rubcn). Gene Ontology annotation, biological process: negative regulation of autophagosome maturation; negative regulation of endocytosis. Gene Ontology annotation, molecular function: phosphatidylinositol phosphate binding. The record is from RefSeq and is a predicted model, not a curated record. The transcript has 22 exons. Gene Ontology annotation, cellular component: late endosome; early endosome. NCBI's taxonomy places the organism in Eukaryota, Metazoa, Chordata, Actinopteri, Perciformes, Liparidae. The coding region runs from base 129 to 3041 and encodes 970 amino acids.